Messenger RNA from Penicillium maclennaniae, 13275 nucleotides. Its product is annotated as AAA family ATPase midasin. Lineage: Eukaryota; Fungi; Ascomycota; Eurotiomycetes; Eurotiales; Aspergillaceae. Gene Ontology annotation, cellular component: preribosome, large subunit precursor; nucleus. Gene Ontology annotation, biological process: ribosomal large subunit assembly; rRNA processing. The coding region runs from base 1 to 13275 and encodes 4424 amino acids. The transcript is spliced from 4 exons. The record is from RefSeq and is a predicted model, not a curated record. Gene Ontology annotation, molecular function: ATP binding; ATP hydrolysis activity.
AUGAAGUCCUCUUACAACAUCGCCGGAGAGGAGAUUGCCCCGAACACUUCCAUGCUUGGAAGCCGAUUGUGGCAGAGAGUCCAAGUCUCAUCUCUUCCUGUGGACGAGAUGCGCGAUGUCAUUCUGCAAAAGUUUCCUCUUCUUGAGUCGCGCGUGCCAAUUAUCAUGGACGUCUAUGGGAGGGUAUGCGCGGCGUUCCACGGGAGUCUGGCGAUCAAGGGAUCUCAGGGUCGGACACCCGGCUUCCGUGACUUGAUCAAGCUCUGCAGUCGAUUGCAUCGGCGUUUGCAACGAUUGGGUGCAAAGACUGGCUUCGAACCUACACCGGAAAGUGUUGACGAUGAGAUCCUGUUGGACAUUGUGGAUAUCUUCCUCAAGUACCUUCCUGAAAAGUCUAUGCAAAGCUCUCUGGCAUCCGUUGUAUCUGAGGCACUUCAGAUUUCGCCUCAGCGUGCCCAAUUUUGCCUUAAUGAACGCACACCUACCUACACGGACAAGAACAACUCACUCGUGCUUGGCCGUGAGACUCUUCAGAAGAUCAAAGUUCCGAGUGGCUCAGCAUUGAAGCUUGCAGCAGCAGCAUCUCGCUUUGCUUCCACGAGAUCCGCAUUGGCGAUCAUGGAACAAGUCGCCGCUUCAGUGCAGAUGGCAGAGCCUGUCCUACUUGUCGGAGAGACAGGAAUCGGAAAGACCACUGUCAUUCAACAGCUUGCUACCUUGAUGCGUCAGAAGCUCACAGUUGUCAACUUGUCUCAACAGAGUGAGAGUACUGAUUUGCUCGGAGGUUUCAAACCUGUCAGCAUCCGUACCAUGGCUGUGCCGUUGCUUGACGAGUUCACCCAGCUGUUUGAGCUCACAUUCUCAGCAAAGAAGAACCAAAAGUUCCUUUCUUCCGUGUCUAAGUGUGUUCCUUCGGGUAAUUGGGUCCGUCUGGUCAACCUAUGGCAUGAGGCUGUGCGCUUGGCAAAUGGUGUCUUCAACCCUGCCAAGGAGACCGAGAAUGGUGAUGAGCAACCGGCCAAGAAGCGCAAGCUAGACUCUCCCAAAUAUCAAUACCUGCGGCAAAGAUGGGAAGGAUUUGAGUCUCAACUUGCCGACUUCGAAGCUCAAGUUUCGCAAGGGGACGCCAAAUUCGCCUUUGCCUUCGUCCAAGGUAAGAUUGUGAGAGCUUUGAGGAAUGGCGAAUGGGUUUUGCUCGACGAAGUCAAUUUGGCUUCUCCCGACACUCUGGAGAACAUUGCCAGUCUUCUGCAUCAUGGCAGUGAGGGCUCUCCGUCUGUUCUCCUCUCCGAAGCUGGUGACGUUGAGAGAGUCUUUGGACAUCCCGACUUCCGCAUUUUCGGUGCCAUGAACCCAGCAACCGAUGCAGGCAAACGGGACCUACCUCCUGGCUUGCGAUCUCGAUUCACUGAAAUUUACGUGCAUUCCCCGGAUACCGACUUGAACGACCUUCUCGCGCUUAUCGAAAAAUAUCUCGGUAGCUUGACUUUGAGCGACCAGCGAGCUGCACCAGACCUUGCACAGUUAUACAUGGAGGUCAAGAAGCUUAGCAACGAGAACAAGCUUACCGAUGGAGCUGGUCAACGACCGCAUUUCAGUAUUCGAACCCUUGUUCGCGCUCUCAUCUAUGUCAUCGAUCAUGCUGGCAUAUAUGGACUGCGUCGUGCGAUCUUUGAAGGCUUCAGCAUGAGUUUCUUGACAGUUCUUGGUGUAGAGUCUGAGCGAUCUUUGAUCCCACUCCUUGAGGCACACAUCUUUGGCAACGCAAAAAAUGCCAGGGCACUUCUUGGCCAGACCCCCAGGCCUCCCCAGGACGGUCACGACUAUGUCCAUUUCAAGCAUUACUGGAUGCGACGUGGUCCUCUGGUUCCCGAGGAGCAGCCUCACUACAUCAUCACGCCAUUCAUUGAGAAGAACCUGAAGAACCUUGUCCGAGCAAGCUCGACGCGGCGAUUCCCUGUUUUGCUGCAGGGUCCGACGUCUGCAGGAAAGACCAGUAUGAUUGAGUAUUUGGCCAAGGUCUCUGGCAAUAAGUUCGUUCGGAUCAACAAUCAUGAGCACACAGAUCUGCAGGAGUACCUUGGUUCUUACAUCUCUUCUGACGAUGGAAGUCUGCGAUAUCAGGAGGGUGUUCUGGUAGAAGCUUUGCGCAAUGGUUAUUGGAUCGUACUUGAUGAGCUUAAUCUUGCGCCUUCCGACGUGCUCGAGGCCAUGAACCGACUCUUGGACGAUAACCGAGAGCUGUUCAUCCCUGAGACCCAAGAAGUUGUUCACCCUCACCCUAACUUUAUGCUUUUUGCCACGCAAAACCCUGCUGGUCUUUACGGUGGUCGUAAAGUCCUGUCUCGUGCGUUCAGGAAUCGUUUCCUUGAGCUGCAUUUCGAUGAUAUUCCGGAAAGCGAGCUAGAGUACAUUCUGAAAGAACGAUCUCAGAUUGCGCCAUCUUUCUGCACCCGAAUCGUUUCGGUUUACCGCAAGCUCUCAUUGCUGCGUCAAUCCAACCGGCUUUUCGAGCAGAAGAACAGUUUUGCUACCCUUCGUGAUCUCUUCCGAUGGGCUCUUCGUGAUGCGGAUGAUCGCGAACAACUAGCAGUGAACGGUUUCAUGCUCCUUGCUGAGCGUGUCCGAAACCCUCAAGAGAAGGCUGCUGUCAAGGCUGUUAUUGAAGAAGUCAUGAAGGUCCGCCUGGAUGAAGACGUUCUUUACAGUACUGAGCAGCUGGAGAAAAGUGUUCCUCAGAUGACUGCGCUGCCAUCUGGCAUUGUCUGGACCAAGGCCAUGAGACGCCUGUUCAUUUUGGUCUCCAAGGCAUUGAAGAAUAACGAGCCAAUCCUUCUUGUCGGAGAAACCGGAUGUGGUAAAACACAACUUUGCCAGGCUGUCGCGGAGGCCUUUGGCAGAGAGCUGUUCAUUGUCAACGCCCAUGUUAAUUUGGAAACUGGUGAUCUCAUUGGUGCUCAACGACCCAUUCGAAAUCGAGCAGCGAUCGAAAAACAACUCUUAGAAGAUUUACAACUCCUUGUACACGGUCGGCAGUGUGAAUCCUCCUUCGACCAACUGAAACAGGACUUUGCGGCCCUUGAUGCACAACAACGACAAGAAAAAGACCAGGAAUUACGGCGCAAGGUGGAGAAAAAUCUCAUUCGAUGCAAUGCUCUUUUCGAGUGGUCCGAUGGAAGCCUGAUUACUGCCAUGAAGAACGGUGAAUUUUUCCUUCUUGAUGAAAUUUCUCUUGCAGACGAUUCUGUUCUCGAGAGACUCAAUAGUGUUCUUGAGCCAGCUAGAUCGAUUCUGUUGGCCGAGAAAGGCCCUGUUGAUUCCAUGGUUGUUGCUGAAGGCGGUUUCCAGUUCUUGUCAACCAUGAACCCUGGUGGUGAUUAUGGUAAACGAGAGCUUUCAGCCGCUCUUCGCAAUCAUAUCCUCCCCAUUCUUCAAAUGCGCCUGAACCUCGAACAAGAGCAAGUUGCUCGAGCGAUGCUUCAGUUUGCCAAAUGGUUCAAGACUACGUUCCAGAACACCUCGACCACUUCCCUUUCACUCCGUGAUCUCCUCGCUUGGGUUGAUUUCGUGAACACAUGCCAAACUGCGGACCCCUUCUUUGCCAUCAUCCAAGGUGCAGCCAUGGUCUUCGUUGAUACACUUGGUGCCAACCCGGCCGCUAUGCUCGCCAUCUCUCUCAACAAUCUGGACGGUAACCGUCAAAAGUGUCUUGACAAGCUGAGCGAAUUGUUCAGUGCCGAUGCCUCUAGGAUUUACUGGGAAUCAUCGAAUGUCACCCUCGAACCCGGGUUCCUUCGAGUAGGACCUUUCUCCCUUCCCACUGCCGGGGAAACCGAACCCGACCCACAGUUCACUAUGGAUGCUCCAACGACCAUCGCAAACUCCGUGCGCAUUGCUCGUGGCCUGCAGUCGUCGAAGCCUAUCCUUAUGGAAGGUAGCCCCGGUGUCGGCAAAACCACGCUGGUGACAGCCCUUGCAAAGGCUCUUGGGAAGCCCCUCACACGAAUCAACCUUUCGGAGCAGACCGAUCUUACUGACUUGUUUGGUUCCGACGUUCCGGUAGAAGGUGGAGAUGUCGGUCAAUUCACUUGGCGUGACGCUCCAUUCCUCCGAGCCAUGCAGCGUGGUGACUGGGUUCUUUUAGACGAAAUGAACUUGGCUUCACAAUCUGUUCUGGAAGGUCUCAACUCUUGUCUGGAUCAUCGCCAACAAGUCUACAUCGCCGAGCUUGACCAAACAUUCAAGCGUCAUCCCAACUUUGUCCUCUUCGCUGCGCAGAACCCGCAUCACCAAGGUGGUGGCCGAAAGGGCCUCCCAGCAUCUUUCGUCAAUCGUUUCACAGUCGUCUAUGCAGACAGUUUCACUGAUGCAGACUUGAAGAGAAUCUGCGCGAAGCUUUUCCCUGGUAGCCCUACCAUGCAGACAGAGAGACUCGUUGAUUUCAUUUCUACCUUGAACCGAGCCAUCACAACGGAGCGCCGACUUGGAGCUAUUGGCGGCCCAUGGGAAGUAAAUUUGCGUGACAUCCAGCGAUGGCUUCAGUUGGCGGAUCGAGGCGAUUUGCAGAUUCCUACCAAGCAUUUUCUGGAUGUUGUCAUUAACCAAAGAUUCAGAAGUGAAGAAGACCGAGUAGUGGUCUCGCAGAUAUAUGACCAUAUCUUUACGGACUCAGAUAUUAACCAAAAGAGCUACUUCCACAACCUUACGCCUGAGUAUCUACAGGUUGGUCUUGGAGUCUUGACCCGUGAUCCUCUCCUCCAACGCUCAGUUGAUCCAAACAUGAAGUUUCUUCCAAAAGAUCUCCACAUCCUCGAGUCGCUCAUCCUUUGUAUCGACAACUCCUGGCCGAGUAUUCUGGUUGGAGCCGCGGGAUGUGGUAAAACUACACUGAUCAGGAAGCUUGCGGCUAUUAAUGGUGCCAACCUUGAGGAGCUGGCUCUCAGUGCUGAUACCGACACCAUGGACUUGAUUGGUGGGUUUGAACAAAUUGACCACCGGAGAGAAAUCUCAUCAUUUGUCCACGACGUUGAGCUUUUCUUGCGGCAUCAGAUCGUCCACUCUUUCGCCUCAGGCGACAUCUCUGACGCUGUGGCUUCGGCUCUUUGGAUAUGCCAGCACUUCCAAAGCUCGGAAACUUCGCUGGAAACCGUAGUCUCCUCUCUGUCCGAACUCUGCCUGUCCUAUCAGGAUCCUACUUUGCAAGACUUCCUCGCUAGAUCUCAGAAGCUGUGGGAAACCAUUCGCAACACUGACAAGAUGAAGGUUGGGUUUGAGUGGACUGAGGGUGUUCUGACGCGGGCUGUUCAGAAUGGAUACUGGGUGGUUCUUGACAAUGCAAACCUUUGCAAUCCCUCCGUCUUGGACAGACUGAACUCUUUGACUGAGCCGAACGGUACUCUCAUCCUCAACGAACAGCGCACCGAAGAUGGUUCGGCUCGCAUCAUCACACCUCACCCGAAUUUCCGUAUCUUCUUGACCAUGGAUCCUCGAAACGGUGAGCUUUCUCGUGCUAUGCGAAACAGAUGUGUCGAGAUCUGUUUCAUGUCAAGCGAGGUUAAAGACAUCCCUGCCACAGUCGGACCUGCCUACACUUGCGAAUCCUCCCUUUACAGACUGCGUAAUCUCUGGGAUUUGGAGACUGUCUCGUCCACGGAUCUUCAAGACUUUGUGGACGUCUGUCUUGAUCAUCUCUCACCAGUGGACUUUUUCUAUCUCCAGAAGUCGUCUGGCACCUGUUUGCCCAGUUAUCCUAAUGCUGAAGUGAAGCAAAUUGUCCAAAAUGCCCUGCAACGUCGGUUCUCUAAUCUUCGAGAAAAUGAACAUUGGAAACCUCUCAACGCGAUUGCUGGGGGUAUUGUUAUGGGUGGAGCCUCUUUGAGUUUAAAGGGAUCACUGCAGCCAAUUCAUCGCCUGGUCAAUGAGCCGCUUUUGUCUGUUACAGGAGGCAGGGACUACCGCUCAGACAUAGUCAUUCUCGCCUACCUUGAAGAAUUCAGGCUCGACAUUCAUCGCCUUCGACAGAAGUUGGUCCAAGCCAACGAGUCUGGGUUGCAGCUUAAGCCGAGUGAGAUGACGCGCCUUGAGCGAUCGUUGGCAUCGACCCGGAUCCAAUCAUUGAUGAAAGAUUCGACGCAGCCCGUUGGCUUCUUCUUGUCUGAAUGUGGCCAGGCCAUGUACGACUACAUCCAAAGCCUGGAUGAGACGAGCCUUCGAAUCCCUGAGGUUGUGGCAGCACUUCGUACCAUCAUCUGCCUGUGCUGGGAUAUGUACCGCGCGACAAACGUCAGCCAAGUUGACGAAGGCGAAUUCCAAGUCUAUCUGCAGAUAGCAUGCAAAAGAUUUGGGACUCCUGGAGACAUAUUACCCCCCUCCACCCAAGAGCAGCUAAACUCCUUAAUCGAGCUUGAGACUACUGUCUCCGAAUUCACAUCUCUUGCCUUGCAAACACGUGUGGAGCUAUCUCAGCUGAGCCGUGUCUGGGAUUCGUUGGUUACGGCUCAGCAAUUCAUCCUCCGGGAUGGCGCCGAUGGAGAUGCUCUCAUUCAGAGUAUCAAGCAGACUGUGAGUGAGCUUGGCCAAGCUGUCCGAAGAUCUGACUCCGCCCAAUAUCCCUAUUUCUCUGAAGAAUUUGAGGCUUUGUGUCAGUACCAUGACAUUUCAUCGGGUAUGGAUCAAAAUGAAGCCGCUAUCAAAUCCGUUGUGCCCUUGCUUGCUGGUCGCCCUGCCCGCUCACUCGACUCUUCGGCCUCCAAGAGCCAAGUUCCCGAGCUCCUUCAGCGAGUUGCAUCCUUCUCCGGUACUGCGAAAGAAUCAAGCUCUCCAUUGGCAAUUGGCGGUGUUUUGUCAUUGUCAUUGUUGGAACGAUUGGCUUCGGUUGGCAACACGACUUUGGGCCAAAUGGAUAUUCUCCAGGCCGAGAAGCAGGCGCUUUCAAAGGCCCUCUCUUUGAGCAGUCAACAAAUUGCUAUGGACCAAGCUGGCAGCCUCAAACGCGUUCUUGCUACCCUCACCUUGCAGUUGAUUGCUUGUCAUAGAGAGCUCUUGGAGUCUCAAUGCGCCGAAGGACUCAUCUCUGUUCUACAGACCAUCGAAGCAGGCCAUUUCGUGGAGACGGUUCCUUCCAUCUCGUUGCGCCUUGAUCAGAGUGUUCGAGAUGGCCAUUACUUCAAAGCUUUCGCCGAACAUGCCAUCCCAACUCUCGUUCGAUUGUUGGCUUCUGCUUCUCCUAACAGCAACGAGAACAUUCAUUCUACUGGCCUCGCGGCAGUUCAGCUGGCCGUCAUUCUUUUGCGACUUUUCGUGCCCGACAAGGCCUUUGAUCCUUCCCUUGGGAUAGUAGUUCAACGCACGCGUCAUUAUCAACGUCUUGAUGAAAUCAGUGCCAAGUCGCACGCCCUUCUUGUCUUCGAGGAUUCCUUCUCCGGCCAGCCUUCAAACUUGCGCUCUGUCCUCUUGCAAGAAGAGAUCCGAGAAUUAGGAUCUGCUCCUCCUCCCUCAUCUGUGACCCGCCCUCAGAAAUCUGAGCUCGGCCUACUACAUGGCGAGUUCACAAACUUGAUCAACUCCAUUCUCAACAGGAAUCCAGACCAGAUGGUUGGAUCUGAAGAAAGGGCUUUGAGGUCCCAGGAAAUGAUUCAGCUCAUGAGAAACAAUAUCGAACAGCUCAGCAACCGCCUCAGCUCGCACUACAGAUCGUACGACGACAUCACUGUGCCCGUGGUCCGCUUCCUUCAGCUUCUUGAUGUGGGUCUUUUCUUAGUCUCCAAACAGACUGAUAAGGUCGGCGAAGCUCUUGACAUCCAGUCUUUGAGCAACCACACCCCAUUCUUGGGAGGUUCACUUCACCCUAUUCUUUCCGAAGCCGCCGUCAGCCAGCCCGCAAGCUCAACUAAUCUGGUUGAGAUGCGACUCCAUGAGCUAUCCGCUCUCUGGGCGGCCAAGGAUGCAGAUUCAUCUGUCCUUGGCCUCAGAUCGGCGCGUGAUACAAUUCGUCACGUCUUCGCUGAUUUCCAUCAUUUAUGGAAGACUAGACUCAGAGAGGACCAGGAGAAGGAAGCCGAGAAGUCCGAACUUUACCGUUUCAAGGGAUCAUGGGAGGAUGAGGAAGAAGUCAAUGAAACUGAAUUGAACGAACUCUUCCCUACUUACGAGCAGGAGAAUCUGCCUAAUGCAGAUGAGGUUGGGCGCAUCGAUCCCAAGAUGAUUGCUGUCCGCCUGGCCGCCCUUCAUGCGAAGAUUGGGACCAUGUGGUCCAACAGCAAGGGUCAUUUCGCACCAGUGCCACCGCAACACCACCUUUCGCCGGUGUUCCUACUUCUCGACGAUGUUGUAGGCGAAGAUACUCUGGAUCGAAAGAAGAACUACAACUUCUAUACCGAUUCCAAUAUCGCCGAAGCCAGAAGGCUCGUGACUUUGACCCUCUCGAUCCAAGCUCGCUUUGUCCAGAUCCAGACUGCAUGGCCCGAGCAUACUAUUCUCCACGACGUUAUCACUUGCUGCUCGGAGAUCCUCCAAUUCAAGCAUGUCGAACCCGUCGCCAAGUUUAUUACCAAGGUCGAGAAACUCUACUCCCUGGUUCAUGAAUGGCAAGUGGUGGCCAGCAGGGAGUAUUCCGCCGCACCUCUUUAUGACGAGAUCACGAACCUGAUCGUUGCUUGGCGUCGCCUCGAGCUUACAACAUGGGCGAAGCUCCUGGAUAUUGAGAAAGAGCGUUGUAUCGACGAUGUUAGUGCUUGGUGGUUUGUCGCAUAUGAAGCACUCUUCGCCGUGCCUAUCCAAAUGGCCGAGGCUGGAGAGAAAGACAUGAGCGAACACAUCCAAGGUGUCAUUUCAACUCUGGAACAGUUCUUCAACACCACCACACUCGGCCAGUUCAGCCGCCGUCUUCAGCUUGUUACUGAUUUCCAAACUAUUCUUACCGUCUUCGGUAAAGACUAUGAUUGCCUGAUGCCGCUAGUCUCCGCUCUUAAUAACUUUUUGUCUCACUACCGACCAUUUGAGCCCACUGUGGACAAGAGUUUGCAGGACAAGCGAUCGGCUUUGGAAAAGGAUAUCAAGGAACAGAUCCAGUUGGCAAGCUGGAAGGAUACCGGUAUCGUUGCCUUGAAAGAGAGUGCCAGAAGGUCCCAUGUCAAGUUGUUCAAGCUGGUUCGCAAAUAUCGCGCGGUGUUGGGCGAGUCUGUCCAGCCAAUCCUUGAACAAGGCGUUCCCGAUUCCGGGGAAAACAGUGUCUUUACAUCGGAGCCGCAGAAUCUGGCGACUAUUGUCAUUCCCGAGGCCCUCUCAGCCUGUCAGAAGAGCAGUGAUGUCUGGUCAUCGAGAGCCCUCCGUUUCCAGAACCCGGAUGGAACGGCUCGAAACAUGCAGAAUCUGUAUUCAGCUAUAUCAUCUGAGUUUGAUAUAGCCAAGGACCUUGAUGAGUUCGUUGUAUCUGUUAUUGAGACCAUGGAUGAGUUCAAGAGGUCAACUCCGAAGACCUUGACUGAGGACAACAAGGAUGACGUCCAGCACCUCAAGGUCCAGAAGCGCCGUCUCUACGCUGACACCUUGAAACAACUUUUCGAGAUGGGUGUUAAACGCAAUGCUGGAACAGCCAUCAUUGAAACGCAGGCAUCCAUCGCCCAGGUUCUGUCUACGAGUGCUGCCUUUGAGGUCGGCGCUACAGCCUCAGCCUCGAUUCGCAGUGCCGAGUCAUACUUCCAUCGAUUGCUUGACCUUCUGCCCCGCGCUCGUCUGGCAUCUCGCAACUAUUCUGAGGAGCUAAGCAAUGUUGAAGUUUCCAGGAGUAUGGGCUCGAUUGAGCAUCUACUAUUCCUGAUUCGCCGCCAGAGAGGCAUUCUUUCACCUGCACUUUCUGGUCUUGGACAUCUCAAGGCUACACUAAACAAGAUGCAGAACUUGUGGUCAAUUGGUUCGGCUUCGCUCACUAAGCUCGGCCCUUCUGCCAUCGAAGAAUGCAUCGGUCUUACCAGAGUUGUCGCAUGGCUGACCCCGAUCCUUGGACUUGCCUCCGACAUCGUUGAAGUCCAUGCUAAGUUCUCGAGUGUCAACACAUCAACAAUCCUUGAAGGGCUUAGAGCUAAGAAGACCACCUUUGAUGACUUACGCAAGUCUCUCGAGUCACUUCCUGCGCUUCCUCCCGGCAUCGCAUCCCAAUCACAACAGGAGCUUACCCAGCGAGCUCGGUCUUCUCUCGCUCAACUUAGUGUUGACCUUAGCCGGUGGGCACAGGAUCGACCAGACCUCGCUUUUGCUUUGGAUCAAGUUACGCCUUGGACUCAAGCAAGCCAAAUUGUCCUUCCGGAUCUCAGUAACACAGACAACGUCUCGAUUGAAAGCUUCGACAACAGCCUUCUGGCUGCCAUUGACAAGAUGCUUGUCGGUCUGCAACGCCUCAAGGACGUGCCUACUGGUAUUGACUUUGGUGGUCUGCUUUCACGAAGCGACGAGUUCUUCUCCCGGGCCUCGAAGGCUGUUCACCUCAGCGACAUCAACUCAUCGCUGGUGAUAGUUCUCGACCAGCUGCAGCACCUGCAAGACAACUCUGCCAAGACUCUCCCCAUUGCCGUUGCUUUGGUUGCCAGUAUCCUGCCCAUUGCUAAUACAUACUAUCUUAUCUGCCACAAUCUGGUCGACCGCUUUGUCUCGGUUCAUCGCCAAGUUUGCAAGACCUCCUACAUUUUGACAAAGACCUUUACUACGGUGGCGUCAGAAGGCCUAUGUAGCCCUGCUGAGGCAUCGCAAGAAGAGGGCAAAGAAGGCCAGAUGGAGAGUGGUACUGGUCUUGGUGAGGGUGAAGGUGCCGAAGAUAUCAGCAAAGACAUCGGAGACGACGAAGACCUUUCAGAGCUCGCUCAGCAGCAGAACAAGGAAGACACCAAAGACGAAAUGGAUGAUUCUGCCGAUGCUGUGAACAUGGACCAGGAAGAACUGGAAGGCGAGACUGGCGAGAACAAAGAUGAGGAAGAUGAGGAAGACGAAGACAAGAGCGGCGAUGAAGGAGAAGACGACAUUGACGAGGAAGUCGGCAGUGUCGAUGGUCUUGAUUCUGGUGCUGUUGACGAGAAGCUGUGGGACGGCGCCAAUGAUGACCAGCAAAAGGAGACCGAGAACGAGGAAGGAAAGGGUCAAGAAGAGGCUGAUCAGCAAGCUGCAGCCCAAGAACAACAGAAGGAGGGCGAAGAAGCUAAGAAAGGAGAGGAAGGAGAAGAGGAAGAAGAGGGUGAUGAAGAGGAUGAGGAGGAGGCCCCGGAUGAUGAAGGUGAAGCUGUUGGUCGUGAGGAUAUGGAUGUCACAGAUCCUCAGGCCAAGGAAGAGGAGACCUUGGAACUCCCCGAGGAAAUGCAGCUCGAUGGUGACGACAUGGACGGUGGUGAUGAAGGUGAAGGUGAAGAUGACGAUGGUAUGGAUGAUCUCGAUGACAUGGGUCCUCUUCCAGAAGACGAGCAGAAGGCCAACGAAAUGGACGAUCAGCCUGGUGAUGAAGAUGCGGACAUGCCGCCGGACGAGCAAGCGCCUGGCGAGGAUGACGAGAUGGCCGACGGUGAAGAUACCAACGAAGGGGAAGGAAAAGAAGAAGAAGAAGAAGAGGCCGGUGGGGAGGAUCCUGAAGAAGCUCAGCAGGACGAAUUCCUUGCUAAGCGCGAUGACAACGAAGAAGCUGGUGAAGAUGUUGCCCCUAGCGAAGCAGUCACCGGUGGCCUUGGUGCCGACCAGGACCAGAACGAUGACAAGGGUGCCUCGGGUGACGCACAACAGGAGAGUGGUGAGAACGACCCGACUGCCAGCGCCGAGCAACAGACCGGUGCUGCCGAGGACAGUGAAGAAAGCAAACGGAGUCGCGACCAUGGCGGUGCCGAGGAUUCAGCUCCCAACGAUCCUCAGAUCCAAGCAUUCAAGAAACUCGGGGAUAUCCUCGAGGAAUGGCACCGUCGCCAGAAGGAGGUGCUGAACCCGUCAGAAGAGGAUGAGGAGUCGCAGCCUCUACCCCAAGACACUGAUAUGGCGGAUGCCGACUUCGAGCACCUGAAGGAUGAUGACGACCAGGCAGAUACUCAAGCUCUGGGACAAGCCAACGAGGACCAAGCUCAGGGUCUCGACCAGAACAAGGGUGUUGAAUCCGAGAACCAGCCGGGAGAGAACACUCUGCCAGAUGUCACAGAUGACAACCAAGAGGCUUUAGAUAACCAGCUCCACGACGAGAUGGAGCUGGAUCGAGAUAACCUGCCCACUGAUGGCCAAUCUGGAACUUUCAUUCCUGGAAAUCACAUGUCUCGCGACAAUGCAGAGGGCGCCCUGGGCACCGAAGAUGUCAAUGAUGAAUUAGAUGAAGUCGAUUCGCAACUCGCGGCCAUCCAUCUCUCGUCUACGCUCCCACCUCUGACCCCAGAGCCCGAAGCUCGCCGUCUCUGGUCUCGCUACGAAUCUGCUACGAACGACCUGUCUCUGUCUCUUACUGAACAGCUCCGUCUCAUUCUCGCGCCCACCCUCGCAACCAAGCUUCGCGGCGAUUUCCGCACGGGCAAGCGCCUGAACAUCAAGCGCAUCAUCCCCUACAUCGCUUCACAGUACAAGCGUGACAAGAUUUGGAUGCGUCGUUCCAUUCCCUCUAAGCGCAACUACCAGAUCAUGCUUGCCGUCGACGACAGCAAGUCCAUGCUUGAAAGCGGCAGUGGCCAACUUGCUUUUGAGACUCUAGCCUUGGUUGCUAAGAGUCUUAGCAUGCUCGAGGUCGGAGACCUUUGUGUCCUCGGGUUCGGUGAUGAAGACCAUGUCCGCGUGGCCCAUGAGUUUGGCAAGCCGUUCUCCUCCGAGGCAGGCAUGCAGGUCUUCCAGCACUUCAGUUACCAGCAAACCGGCACCAAUGUGCGGAAGCUGAUUGCUGACUCUAUCGCUCUCUUCCGUGAAGCGCGCUGGAAGCGAUCCCCCGGGUCUGGUUCCGCAGACCUGUGGCAGCUCGAGUUGAUUAUUUCCGAUGGUAUCUGUGAGGACCACGAUACCAUCCGACGUCUCGUGCGCCAGGCUCUCGAAGAGCGCAUUAUGAUCGUCUUCGUCAUUGUCGAUGCUGUGAAGAGCAGCUCCAUUCUCGACCUUUCGCAGGCUAGCUUCGAGGCUGAUCCUGACUCCAAUGGUGAGAUGAAGCUGAAGAUGAAGCGCUAUCUUGAAGGUUUCCCCUUCCCUUACUACCUUGUUGUUCGUGACGUCCGUGAGUUGCCGGCUGUCCUGGCUACUGCGCUGAAACAGUGGUUCGCUGAGGUGGUGGAUGUCUCUUCUUGA